Molecule: messenger RNA, 2460 nt
Organism: Juglans microcarpa x Juglans regia
Lineage: Eukaryota; Viridiplantae; Streptophyta; Magnoliopsida; Fagales; Juglandaceae
Product: putative WEB family protein At1g65010, chloroplastic
Exons: 3
Coding region: 486-2300 (604 amino acids)
Source: RefSeq, a predicted model, not a curated record
CUCUCGCUCAUAAAAUACAAGUACAAAAAUACACUUUGCCUUCAAAACCAAUGUUUCCUUCCAUUCUGCCGUAUCAAACUUCGCUGUUUUAAUAAUUCUCCCUUUCUCAACAGUUCUAUAAUUUAUUUUUUGUGGGUUCUACUUUUCUGUUAUUUCCCCUUUCCAUCCACACUUGGAUUUGCUUAUUCGAGUUUCCUAAACCAUUUCAUGCUUUUGGCAUCGAAUCUGUGAACAAUUAUUGUUCUUGCUUUCUACAUCUGGAUCUUUUAUAUUUUCUCAAAACAAUCCUGUUAGUCGUACAUAAGACAAUUUGUAACAACAGAAAUUAUUCGAAAGUCCUCCGCAGUGUCUCCAGCAAAAGCACUUGGAGGUUGCGAAUUGACCAGAGAAAAGGCAAACAGAAAUUUUAAUGGAUUUUGAUCAGAAAUGAAUGGUUUUUUAAUGUAAAUUUUUGGUGUCAAAAGAAUUGUUAAAGAGUUUGGGAGAUGCAGCAGCAUGGGGAGCAUCUUGAGGAGGAGCUGAAGAAGAAAACAGAGAAAUUGAGGAUAACCGAAAGAGAGAUGGAUCGAGCACUUGAUGAGCUGAAAGAUAUGAAAAAGCUGGCUUUGGAGGCCAACAUGAAGCUUAGUGAAACGAUGUCCCCCAAGAAGGUCGCAGAGAUAAAAAUGGAGCUGAGUUCAGUACAGGAUUCAUUGUCGAUUGCAAGUCAAGAACUAAAGCUCAAACAAAAGGAUAUCGAGUCUUUGAAACUCGAACUGGAAAAGGCAAAAGGGUUGGAGCUCAAACUGGCAGAGAGGGACGCCUCACUGCAGAAGUUAAAAAUGGAGUUGAGUACUGUCACGACCUCUGAGGCUAAUGCGCGAGCCUUACUGUCUGAAAGUAAGAUACAAAUUCAGGAAUUGGAGGUGGAAAUAAAGAAGGGAAAGGAAUCGGAUAUGAAAACGUUUGAUUCAUUGGUGGCACAGACAAAACAGCUUGAGCAAACCAAGAUCUUGCUUGAAGAGUCAAAGCUCGAGGUUGCUUCUCUUCGUGAGGAAAUGAAAAAAUUGGAGGGUUCAUCCGGGCAGAGUGGAUUUGCAUCCCAAAGUUGCCCGGAGGACAACCUUGCUAUGCAAAAAGCGUUGGAGAGUCUCAGGUCUGAGCUCCUAUUAGCAAAAGAGCAUUUGGCUCAUGCCCAAGAAGGUGAGAAAAUUGCUUCCUUGGAGGGAAAGACUCUCCUCGAGGAAAUGGAGUUGCUUAAAAAUGAACUAAAGUUGGCAACUGAGUUAGAAGGGAAUGACAAGAAGGCGAUGGAUGAUUUAGCACUGGCACUAAAAGAAGUGGCAGCAGAAGCGACCCGGGCGAAGGAGAACCUGGGCGUAACCCAAGCAGAGCUAGAGUACUCAAAAGAGGAGGCAGAGAAUUUGAAAUUGAUGCUACAGAGCAAGGAGGAGAAAUACGAAGAACUUUUGGGUGAGGCAAUGAAAGAAGCUGAUCAGUAUAAAAAUACAGCAGAGAGGUUGAGAUUAGAGGCUGAAGAUUCACUCUUGGCAUGGAAUGGGAAAGAAACCGGCUUUGUUGAUUGCAUCAAAGGAGCAGAAGAGGAAAGGUUUGCUGCACAAGCUGAGAGCAGCAGAUUGAUUGAGUUGCUCACAGAAGAAGAGAAAAAGACCAUGGCAUCCAAGGAAGAAAAUCAAAAGCUGCGGGAUAUACUUAAACAGGCUUUAAAUGAAGCUAAUGUUGCGAAAGAAGCUGCAGCAAUUGCAAGGGAUGAAAAUUCCCAACUCAAGGAUAGCCUGGCCGCGAAGGAGGAUGCCUUGGAUUUCCUUACCCGAGAGAAUGAAAACCUUACUAUCAACCACGCCGCUGCUUUUGAGAACAUCAAAGAGUUGAAGAGGUUGCUUUCUGAGACAGUAACAAAGGAGCUGAAAAAAGAAGAGAAGGAUAAAUCGACAAAAGCAGAAGAUUUCAAUACUCAAAACUCAGUGAAUAAGGAACAUAUAAAAGAUGGCAACCUAAUGAGCAGAGCUUUCAGUUUGAAUCACAAGGAGCUGAAACCUCCAAAUAAACACAAGGAUCUGGACGGUCAACAUGAAAUGGAUUUACCAGAUUCUACAGCCCAUUUCAGCAAAAAGCCCUUGUCUGUAUUCACAGAUGGUGGAGAAACAGUACAUCCAGGCGAUUUUGGUGGUCUGGAUGGAACCCAUUUUGAGGACUUGGACAAUGAUAGAAGCUCAAGAAAAAAGAGAGCAUUACUACGAAGAUUUGGAGAUCUAAUGAGGAGAAGAAAUUUUCAGAGAAAGGAAACCAUCAUUGAAUAAACCUUUUUGAGCACACGAGUUUUUCCCCCACUACUCAAUUCUGAUUCUUCCACUAUAUGUUCAUUCUAGUUUUGCUUUUUCAAACUUUUUAUACAGUUCAUUUUGAUCAUGUGAACAUGCUCCCAACCAUCUCUCUAGAGGCAUGCGCAGUUUUACUUAA